Notechis scutatus (mainland tiger snake) is the source of this 2076-nucleotide messenger RNA. RefSeq names its product 4-hydroxyphenylpyruvate dioxygenase like (gene HPDL). The record is from RefSeq and is a predicted model, not a curated record. Gene Ontology annotation, molecular function: 4-hydroxyphenylpyruvate dioxygenase activity. Gene Ontology annotation, biological process: aromatic amino acid metabolic process. Lineage: Eukaryota; Metazoa; Chordata; Lepidosauria; Squamata; Elapidae.
CCCAUCCUCGAACAUCUUCCGCUUCCGUGCUGCGGAGCUGCUACUUUUAAAGUCAAGGUCGUGAAAAAGUUGGUGUUUUACCGUGUUCUUCCACCACCGCCGCUGUUAUAAAUUCAUUCCCGGAUGGAAGGAGAGAGAACGACUGGAGAAAUAAGGAGUUCAAAUCAGAUUUAAUAGCAAAAGGAUGUGUUGCAACUAACCAGCUACAAAUUUCAUAAUGUCUGCUCUUCCGAAGCGGUUGUGUUACAUUGGAUUCCAUGUUCUUCAGGGCCAACAGCUGGCCAGUCACCUGGUGCAAAGGUUUGGCUUUGAGCUGUUUGCUAUACGGGAAGCAGAGAGGAAGAGGCAGCAGGCUUUCCGAAGAGGAGAUGCUAUUUUUAUUGUCAAUGAAGAGCGGGAGCUGACUGAGAAAAACUUUUCACCUUCAGAUUUACCUUCAGACUGCUGUAAGCAUAAAGGGAUCCUGUAUGAUGUGAACCUGCAGUACAGAGUCAGCACAGCUUCCAAUAUUUGCUUUGAGGUAGAGGAUGUCCCUGGAAUCUCCCGAAACCUACAAGAGAAAGGCUGCAAGAUCCUUAUUCCUCCCACCACUGAAGCAGAUGAAAAUGGUUUUGUUACUUACUCUGUAGUGAGGUCCAUUGUGGGCAAUGUUAGCCAUACUCUUCUUGAUCGAUCCCAGUAUGGCGGGCCAUUCUUGCCUGGUUUCUGUGAAGUUGAAGUUGCCCCCAAGAAACUCCAGAAGGAGAAGGAGACCAUAUAUUUUGACCACAUCACCUAUGCCUGUCCACAAGGUAGCUCACAAGCUGUGCUGGACUGGUACAAAAACUGUUUUGGUUUCCAGCGCUUCUUCAUCCACCAUCAAGAUGAUGCUGAAGAAGGCUUUCGAAUCCAAGGGGAAGACAUGGGCCUUCGCCUUACUGCCAUGCAAUACAGUGUUGAUCGCCUGUCACCCUUUGAGCCCGACUGUAAAUUUGUCCUGGCUGAGUCGCUGCCAAGGCAAAGGAUGGGCCAGGUGGACACUUUCUUACAACAGCAUGAAGGCGCCGGCAUCCAGCAUGUGGCCCUUUAUACCACAGACAUUGUAAGUGCUGCUGCAGCCAUGGCAAAGUCCGGAGUCGGCUUUUUCAAACCACCCGUAUCAUAUUACUAUGAGAAAAGCAAAGAGAAGGAGAUACAGCAAGUUGGGCAAGAUCUUCAGCUCCUGAAAGACUACGGCAUCCUCCUUGAUGCGGCAGUAGAUGACAAAGGACAGGACACUAGCCCUAGCCUGCUCAAGGAGCAAUACCUGAUGCAGAUCUUCACUAAACCUCUUUUUACAGAAGAGACCUUCUUCAUAGAACUCAUUGAGCGCUGUGGGGCUGCGGGUUUUGGUGAGGGAAACGUCCGUGCUCUUUGGAAGUCGGUACAGGAUUAUAUGGAUCAGCAGCAAAGGCCCACUCUACUCAAGCGUGAAACCUGACAGCAUGUUCAUUAUGUUCUGCUCAGAGGCUCCUUGAACUGGGAAGUGGGUGGCAAAUAAAUUUGAUAAAUAAAUUAUAACUAAAUAAUAUAGUGCUGCCGCCUCAGAUUUGUUAAUGUAGGAUUAUUGUCCAUGUUAGAAGAAAGCUUGUGGACUGAUUUGUUUCAAUUAUGUCCUUGCAUUUUGCACGGUCAACGCUGGUUUGGAUUAAAGAGUUUCCAAGUGACCUGGAAGAUCAUCUAAUUAGAACCCAUGACCUCACCAUGGCAAUGUUGUGACAACAACCACACUUGAAAGCGUGUAGGUUUUUGCCUUGCUAGUUGAACUACUGAAUUGGUAAUUGAUUUUUCUUUAACAAAGUACAAAGGCCUGAGGGAAUGGCAGUUAUGCUUUCCCUAGGAAGAGAGAAAUGCUCUAUUAGAAUAAGUGACCGCUAUCUGCAGAAGCCCCACAGUCUUUGGGAUCAUGGAGUUCAAAUCUGAAAAGGUGCAAGAUUCCUAUUGCUUAGCUACAAUACUCUUAGUGAAGAAAGUUACCAAGUUAGGUAAGAAAAAGCCUCAAUGAAAAGCAAGCUCUGAAGCCACCAAGAACAAACUUUGACUACAUAUUCUUUACUA